UCGCGCGGGGAUCUUCUUCCGCUUCCGCCGCCUGAGGAGGUGCAGUCAUGGACACCAGCCGCGUGCAGCCCAUCAAGCUGGCCCGCGUGACCAAAGUGCUCGGCCGGACCGGCUCGCAGGGGCAGUGCACGCAGGUGCGCGUGGAGUUCAUGGACGACACCAGUCGCUCCAUCAUCCGCAACGUGAAGGGCCCCGUCCGCGAGGGGGACGUCCUGACGCUGCUCGAGUCCGAGAGGGAGGCCCGAAGGCUGCGCUGAGGCCCGCCGGGGGAGGGAGGGGUCUUCCCUUCCCGGCCUACCAGCGAUGAGCCGGCAAAUGUGUGGAAAUAAAAGAAAAUCUGGGUUUUUGA
Notechis scutatus (mainland tiger snake) is the source of this 349-nucleotide messenger RNA. It is a transcript of the gene RPS28, whose product is annotated as ribosomal protein S28. NCBI's taxonomy places the organism in Eukaryota, Metazoa, Chordata, Lepidosauria, Squamata, Elapidae. Gene Ontology annotation, cellular component: cytosolic small ribosomal subunit; ribosome. Gene Ontology annotation, biological process: ribosomal small subunit assembly; maturation of SSU-rRNA; translation. Gene Ontology annotation, molecular function: structural constituent of ribosome. The record is from RefSeq and is a predicted model, not a curated record.